GAAAGUCAUUUCAUACCUUGAGUUGGAGAUACCACCUUGCACACACCAAGUAGCUAGCAAAGGUUAGAGAGCAGACAGAAAUGCUCUUUAGCUUCCUCCCUCUGCUGUCCAAAUAGCCAAAGCAAAGAAGCAACUAAGGACAAUCAACACCAAGCAAAGGGAGAUAGUGAAGAGAAAAUCACCAGCAGACGAGUGGAGUGACAAGCUGACUGACCAUUGUUGUAUGAACAGACAAGAAGGCACUACUUGAGAAAGGAAAAGGCUCAAGCAUAAUUCUUCUCCUCCAGGGAACAUGCGUAAGGAUUGCGGGUCUUCAUAUUAAGCAAGCUAACACAUGAGUAUAAUCAAGAUCGAUCUGAAAUUGGACAGAGCAAGCUGGUCAUGAAGAUUGCUGCAAUUGGACAGUUCCUGUUUGUCCUUACGGCAUGCAAUGUAGUUCAAAUCUCAUGUGAUUCGUUAUAUGCAAAAGAAACAGACCGGCUUUCACUGCUUGAUUUCAAGAACGCAAUCAGUUUGGAUCCACAGCAAGCAUUACUGUCCUGGAAUGACAGCAUCCAAUUUUGCAGCUGGGAAGGUGUGUUUUGUAGGGCAAAGACUCCAAAUCGUGUCAUUUCUCUUAACCUUACAGACAGAGGUUUAGUUGGGAAAAUCUCUCCUUCCCUUGGAAACCUAACAUUUCUCAAACAUCUGAUCCUACCGGAAAAUGCUUUCACUGGACAGAUACCUGCAUCUCUUGGUCACUUGCACCAUCUCCAAACCCUCUCCUUGGCCAAUAACACCCUACAAGGAAUGAUACCUAAUCUUGCAAACUGCUCCAAUCUCACUGUACUAGAUCUUUCUAGAAAUAAUUUAGUCGGACAAUUUCCAGAAAAUUUACCUCAUCACCUUCAAAAUAUUACAGUGUCGCACAAUAAUCUCACGGGAGUCUUCCCUGUCUCUCUAGCCAACGUCACUACGCUGGUACUUCUUAACUGCAAGUUCAAUAAUGUCGAGGGAAACAUCCCAGAUGAGUUUGCAAAGCUGCCUAUGCUGAAAUUCUUGCUGAUGGGUAUCAACAAUUUGGAAGGUAGCUUUCCACAAGCCAUCCAUAAUGUCUCUACUCUAGUCUAUCUCAGCUUUGCUUUCAAUGAUCUUCGUGGAGAGGUGCCAUCAGACCUUGGUAAUUAUCUACUCAAACUCCAAGGUUUUGAAUUAGGCGGCAACUCCUUUCGUGGGAACAUCCCAUCCUCUUUAACAAACGCUUCUAACCUGUUCCUCAUCGAUAUAUCAUAUAAUUAUUUCACCGGAGGGGUGCCUACCUCAAUCGGCAAACUUACUAAACUAUCUUGGCUAAAUCUCGAGGGCAAUGAACUCCAUGGACGCAACAAUCAAGACUCGGAGUUUCUGAAUAGUGUAGCCAAUUGUACUGAGCUGCAAAUGUUCUCGGUAUCUAUGAAUCGUCUAGAAGGCCGUGUCCCAAAUUCAUUUGGAAACUACUCUCUUCACCUGCAAUUUUUGCACCUGGGACAAAAUUGGCUAUCAGGUGAUUUUCCUUCUGGCCUGGCAAACCAUCACAAUCUGAUUGUGGCAGAACUGAGUCGAAAUCUUUUUUCUGGUGUGCUUCCAAAUUGGCUGGGAUCUCUGAAGAGCUUGCAAAAACUAUCUGUGGGCGACAAUAAGUUCACAGGUUUCAUUCCAUCAUCCCUUUCCAAUUUAACAAACUUGGUGCAACUCUUUCUAUACUCAAAUAAUUUCAGUGGAGAGAUUCCUGGAAGUUUGGAAAACCUUGAGGCCCUUCAACGACUGGGCUUUGCAAAUAACAACCUUAAUGGUAUUAUUCCAGACGGGAUAUUUAGAAUUCCAACAAUAUUAUUGAUUGAUUUAUCUUUCAACAAUCUAGAGGGACCGCUUACCACUCACGUUGGCAACGCAGAACAACUUACGUAUCUGACACUUUCAUCAAAUAAUCUAUCUGGAGAUAUCCCUAACACCUUGGGGAACUGUGAAAGUUUGCAAAAACUGAAGUUCGAUCAGAAUACUUUCAGUGGAGGCAUUCCUACAUCAUUAAGCAAGUUACUUAGCUUGACUUUGCUUAAUCUGUCUUACAACAACUUAACAGGACAAAUACCAGACUCUCUCAGUAGUUUGAAGUAUCUUGGGCUACUUGAUUUGUCAUUCAACCAUCUUAACGGUGAGGUCCCAACAAAAGGAAUAUUCAAGAAUGCAACCGCUUUUCAAGUUGCUGGCAAUCAAGGCUUAUGUGGUGGGCUGAAAGAAUUACACCUACCUGCAUGCUCCACUGCACCUUCAAGUUCAAGUAAGCACAGGCAACCGUUAGCAAUCAAAAUAGUGAUACCAUUGGCCAUCUUGGUGCCAUCUUUUAUCGUUGUAUUGGUCAUCUUGCUGCUCUUGAGGGUAAAACAAAAUGGACAAUCUAUGUCUUUGCAAUCAUCUGAUACAAACUUUCCCCAAGUUUCUUAUAAUGAUCUUGCAAGAGCAACUGAUAGGUUCUCCAUGUCCAAUUUGAUUGGCAAAGGGAGAUUCAGCUGUGUGUAUCAAGGAAAGCUAUUUCAAGGCGAUGACAGAGUUGCUGUGAAGGUCUUCAGUCUAGAGACAGGGGGAGCACAGAGGAGCUUCGUUGCAGAAUGCAAUGCUUUGAGAAACAUCAGACACCGCAAUCUAGUUCCUAUCCUAACUGCAUGCUCUAGUAUCGAUUCUAAAGGCAACAAUUUCAAAGCUUUAGUGUAUAAGUUCAUGCCACGUGGGGACUUGAAUAAAUUACUACACUCGACCAAAGAUGGUGGAGACACUUCACAUCUGAACCACAUUACAUUGGCGCAGAGAAUAAGAAUUAUAGCGGAUGUAGCAGAUGCACUAGAGUAUCUACACUAUAACAACCAGGAAACAAUUGUUCACUGUGAUCUGAAGCCUAGCAACAUCCUUCUGGAUGACAAUAUGGUUGCUCAUGUUGGAGACUUUGGUCUUGCAAGAUUCAAAAUCGACUCGGCUACACCAUCUCGAGGCGAUGCAAACUCAACUUCCUCCCUUGCAAUAAAGGGAACUAUUGGAUAUGUUGCUCCAGAAUGUUCGGAGUGUGGUCAAGUUUCACCAACUUCAGAUGUGUUUAGCUUUGGAGUUGUUCUCUUGGAAAUAUUUAUUCGGAGAAGGCCAACGGACGACAUGUUUAAGGAUGGAUUGAGCAUUGCAAAAUAUACAGAGAUCAACUUCCCUGACAGGAUACUUGAGAUUGUUGAUCCCCAGCUGCAACAAGAGUUGGACCCCUACCAAGAAACGUCGACAGCAGUCGAGGAGAAAGGCCUACAGUGCCUACGUUCCGUGCUAAACAUUGGACUCUGUUGCACCAAGCUAACCCCGAGGGAACGCAUCACCAUGCAAGAGGUGGCUGCCAAGUUGCAAGGAAUAUAUAUGUGCAUCUUCUGGUUAAGUAGUAGGUAGUAUGGUACGCAGACACAAUUCAAUAAAGAAGUGGUCAGUGUCCUACUGAAACUAGCAACUUGACCAUGCCAACGCUAUAUUGUCAUAAUAUAUUUGACAAUAUAUUAUAAAAUAAUAAUAUUUAAGGUAUCAUUUUUAAAUAUAAAGUACUCAGUUAUGAAAUAUAAUUUAGCAUGAGUAACUUGUAAAGCAGUACAUGAGUGAUUAUUAGCGAGAGUAACAAAAAUAACUAUCCAAUCAUGAUAUUAAAAAAUAUAAUAACUAUAGUCUUAUUUACUACUAAACAAUAUAUGUUAUGAGAGAUCAAAAGUAGGU
Messenger RNA from Oryza brachyantha (malo sina), 3750 nucleotides. RefSeq names its product LRR receptor-like serine/threonine-protein kinase EFR. Gene Ontology annotation, molecular function: protein binding; ATP binding; protein kinase activity. Gene Ontology annotation, biological process: protein phosphorylation. NCBI's taxonomy places the organism in Eukaryota, Viridiplantae, Streptophyta, Magnoliopsida, Poales, Poaceae. The transcript is spliced from 3 exons. The record is from RefSeq and is a predicted model, not a curated record. The coding region runs from base 382 to 3435 and encodes 1017 amino acids.